Balaenoptera acutorostrata (minke whale) is the source of this 4421-nucleotide messenger RNA. RefSeq names its product plasma membrane ascorbate-dependent reductase CYBRD1. Gene Ontology annotation, cellular component: lysosomal membrane. NCBI's taxonomy places the organism in Eukaryota, Metazoa, Chordata, Mammalia, Artiodactyla, Balaenopteridae. Gene Ontology annotation, molecular function: oxidoreductase activity. Bases 101 to 958 code for a protein of 285 amino acids. The record is from RefSeq and is a predicted model, not a curated record. The transcript is spliced from 4 exons.
UCGACUCCGCGUCCCGCUGCUGUGCCAGUAUUCAGAGGCCGCCGCCGCUAACCCCUCGCGGAGUUCCUGUGGCUACCACCGCGCGGAGUAUGGGGCGCUGAUGGCCAUGGAGGGCUACAGGGGCUUCCUGGGGCUGCUGGUGUCGGCGCUGCUCGUCGGCUUCCUGUCUGUGAUCUUCACCCUCAUUUGGGUCCUCCACUACCGGGAGGGGCUCGGCUGGGACGGGACCGCGCUCGAGUUUAACUGGCACCCUGUGCUCGUGGUCACCGGCUUCGUCUUCAUCCAGGGCAUCGCCAUCAUCGUAUACAGACUGCCAUGGACCUGGAAAUGCAGCAAGCUCCUGAUGAAAUCCAUCCAUGCAGGGUUAAACGCUGUUGCUGCCAUUCUUGCAAUUAUUUCUCUCGUGGCUGUUUUUGAUUUCCACAAUGCCAGGAACAUCCCCAAUAUGUAUAGUCUGCACAGCUGGGUUGGACUGACAGCUGUCAUUCUCUACAUCUUACAGCUUCUCCUAGGUUUUUUUGUCUUUCUGCUUCCUUGGGCUCCACUUUCUCUCCGAGCACUUCUCAUGCCCAUACAUGUUUAUUCUGGACUUCUCAUCUUUGGAACAGUGAUUGCAACAGUACUUAUGGGAGUGACGGAGAAACUGAUUUUUGCCCUGAAAAAUCCUGCAUACAGUACAUUCCCACCAGAAGGUGUUUUCACAAAUACCCUCGGCCUUCUGAUUCUGGUGUUUGGGGCUCUCAUUUUUUGGAUAGUCACCAGACCACAAUGGAAACGUCCUAAAGAACCAAAUUCUGUCCUUCUUCAGCCAAACGGAGGCGCUCCAGAGGAAAUGGAAGGUUCCAUGGCAAUGAACUUUGGCAAUAUGGACAAAUCAGAUUCAGAGUUAAACAGUGAAGCAGCAGCAAGGAAAAGAAACAUCACCCUUGAUGAGGCUGGACAGAGAUCCACCAUGUAAAAUGGGGUAGAGAUGUAGCCAUAUAACUUCAAUUAGUUCUAUAGUUUAGCUUCUCUUAUUUAGCCAUAAGAUGAUUGAGCUCCACAGAGUCAAUAUUUAUUCUAAUCAUAAAGUAGGAUUUCUUGAAAACGUUUGUAUUGAUUGAGGCCUGUGAACUUACCUGAAUUGGAAGGGAGAUGAUCAAUGUAAAUAACAGCAGGUGUAAAUUGUGGUUAUAUUACCUUGUUCUUGUUGAGGACCAAAGCAUUUAGCACAGUGCCUUGCAUAGAACAAAUGAUCAAAAUGUAUCUAUCGGUUGGUAAAUUUGAUAAACUGGCAGCUUCCCUGGCCUCUUGUCAUGCAGUCAUUUUCUGUUAAUUCUGGGAGUCCAGUUGUAAAGUUUUGGAAUCAGAUCAUGAAUAUGUGGGACAAGGUUAAUGCUACACAGAUGUCAUGACUAGAGCACAGAAAAAAAUUUAGGAAAGUAACUGGUUCCCUUUUCCCUGUGUCUACCCUUUGCUCCCUCCCCAGCUGUUUUAUCCUUAGAUUGGCCCUGGAGACCAGGGUUUAUAUUAGGGCAUUUUGGAGCAGUGAUGGAGCUGUAGGUAGCUGAAGAUCUUGCCUGGUCGGACCUGGAAGUUUUUCUGAAACUGACUUAAUCCCAAGGCUUCCUUGGGUUUGGUAUACUUUAUGAUCCAGAUUCUAAACUUAAUUAGGAUGAGAAUAUGCCUGAAUACUUAAGCAGUAUAAACUACUCCACAAACUUUAAAGAGCACUUUUCCCCAAGUUUCUGGUUUUUUUAAACAUGGAACUUACUAAGUGUCAGACACUAUUCUAAGCACUUUAUAAAUCUUAGCUAAUUCAAUCCCCAGACAAAACUUUUGCGGUAGGCACCAUUAAAAGCUCCAUUUUACAGAUGAGAGAUCUGAGGCUUGGAGAGGUUAGUAACUUGCCCAAGGUCACACAGCUCAUAAGUGGUGAAACUGAGAUUCAAAACCUGGCAGUUUGGCACCUCAGGUCAGUCCAUGAUCCUAACCACCUCACUAUGCUGUUUUUUCUGUUAUAUGCUAAUUUAUACCUGUUUUGACCCACCCCUGGAUAAACCUCAUUUGGUGGAAUGCAGUAGAGUUGUUAAAAUUUACCUUCUGGCUCUGUUUCCAAGGCAGAUUUCCCAAAUAACCAAGGAAAAAGGCCUACCCUUACCUGGAAAUUCAUCAUGGGCACCUUGCCACGGCCAACAAGCCAUGGCUUACCUUGAUGCCCCUUUGAUCUUAAAACUGUCUUGGUAACAAAGAAAAGUUUAGGCAAGAACAUCGCUGCUGAACAGCUUUGGGUUUGGAGAUAGGAGAUAUGGACUUCAUGGUCUGCCCUUCCCCGGGGCAAAAGCUAGGGUCCCUCCUGAUUUGGGUGGAAUUUUAGGGGACAUCUUGUGCUUUGGUUCUCAGUAAUGAAUUAAGACUCAGAGAUGACAAUUUUCAUGCAUGAGACCUCUGCCUAGGCUCUGGGCUGACUUAAAUUAAAACCUAGAGUGGCGCCUAUGCUGAAAUGUUGCUUUUCAUUUGGGAUUGAUUUUUGGUUUCCCUGCAAUUUUAAACUAUACAGUUUACACCAAAUAAACUUAACAUUUUUGGUGCUUAGUGAAUUUCCUUUUAGGGUAACUGGUAAUUACUUCCGUAGACUGAGUACAAGCUGUACUCCGUCACAUCCCUGAAGCUUCACAAUAUCCAUUCAAGAGUCCCUCACCAAAACACUGUUUUCUUACUUAAUUCUAUUUCCAAAAUUGGCAAUAGUGUCAUAAGAAUCCCUAGUGCCCAGCCCGAUGCCUGGCACGUAGUAGACACAUAAAUUCAGUAUAAGUAGAGCAUGCUACAAUUAGGGUGCUAAGUGGAAGGAUUAAUUGCAUUGUCACACACAAACAUAUUUUGGUGAAUGGAUAUUUCAUUACGUAGAGGUGCACAAAAUUCCAGGGCUUUUUAGGGGGAAGGGAAUAGUGACGGCCCCAAGGAUUGAAGCUGCCAUUCCAUUUCAUAUAGGCCAAGAAAGAGGUUAUUAGUUAAAAGUUAAUUAUGGAUUUGGCACUAGACUAUUCUGCUCCAUUGAGAAGUAUCUGAACACCCCUCAUCUCAGCCCUUUAUUUUAUCCCUCUUGUGGGCUAAUGUGAGGGUAAUCUUACAGAUAUUACAGGAACUUCUUUUCUUUCUUUCUCAACCUUUAUGAAAACAAUGCAUAGUCAAAUAUAUCUAGAAAACCUUUCUGUUUGAGACUCUUCUUUUAAUGGGCUUUUUAUUCUAAUGAUAAUUGUACCUUUAUCUUUCAAAAGCUGGUAUGUCCUGCCUAAAGCAUCUCCCCCCAGAAUAUCUCAUUAAAAAGGCCACAAAAAGAACACGGGAGAAGGAAGCCUUAGGUAUCAGUUCUAAAACAGUGAUUGAAAUCUUCCCAAAUAAUUAUAGCUUAUAUCACCUGCAGAGAUAGUAUGGCUUGGCUUACCUCAUAAUCUAAUUUCAGGAAAAAAAUGCUUUAUUUUAACAUUCAUCUAAAUCAGCACUAAAGCCUUUUGUCUCAAAGGGUUUAUUGAGAAACUCAGAUGAAUAUACUUUUUGAAUUAAUGAUAUCAAAAGUGUACAGCUUCCUGUGCUCCUUGUGUCAAACUGAAUCCAAAGGUGCCCUCCAAAGCACCUUCUUCCCUUUCCUCUCGUGGUUUCAUUUAAGCUGUGUGGGUUGGAAAGAGCAUCUCAGAGCUUACGAUCAAAUGACAAAGAAGGUAAUUGCACUUUUUAAGGAAUACUGACAAGUGGUUUCUGUUAAAGCAGGGGUCCCCAACCCCUGGGCCGAGGACCAGUACCAGUCCACAGCCUGUUAGGAACCGGGCUGCACAGCAGGAGGUGAGCGGCAGGCGAGUGAGCGAGCAAGCGUCAUCUGCCGCUCCCCGUUGCUCCCCAUCUCUCGCAUUACCGCCUGAAUCAUCACCCCCCCCACACUUCCAUGUAAAAAUUGUCUUCCACAAAAUCGGUCCCUGGUGCCAAAAAGGUUGGGGACCGCUUUUCUAAAGGACAAAAAUUAAGAGGAUGCCUUGUUUUUAAUUAGGCUCUUUUCCCUGAUGAGUUGGAAAUUCCAGUGCAAUACCAGUUGACUACAACUGCCAAAUCUGAAAGCCCAAAGUAAAGUUUUUUGCUAAUUUUAUUGCAACAUGAUGGAAUUUUUAUCUUUGUAUGUCCUUUUUUAGAUAACUCUGACAGAAAGCUGUAACUGCUAUGUCUUAGAGCUACACAUAGGAAAGUAUAGAAGAAAAACUAUUCUUUAUCCCCUACAAGGUACCUGAAAACUUUAAGUGGAAAAGAUUUCUAUGUUUAAAUUUGCCUUUUUAUCUCAACACAUUUAUGGAAAAAUAUUAAAUAGCCUGAAUAUUUUAUAAUUUGUAGAAAAAAAUGCAUCUAUUUUUUCUUGACUUGUUUUUAUAUAGUAAUAAAAGUUAUUUUGGAAGCUA